AUGGCAUCUUUAUUUUUGUCUGUCUAUAUAUUUAUCUAUUACAUUCUGUUCCUUCCUUCCUAUCUAUCUAUCUAUCUAUCUAUCUAUCUAUCUAUCUAUCUAUCUAUCUGGCUUUCCAUGUAUCUAUCUAUGUAUCUACCUAAUGUCAUGACAAAUCAUAUUUAUCUCUCUCCCCAUCUCAUUAAACGAUGUCUUUCAUACUUGACUGCCUCCCUUUUGUCUUAUGAUUUUUUUUUCGAUUAUUUUUUUCGUAUAUUUAUUUUCUUUUAUUUCUUCCUUUCUGGUUUAUUUCUUAUUUACACCUCUGAAUUUUGUGGGGCUCGUUUUCUUUCUUUCUUCUUAUAUUUCAUUGAUUCUUUCUUUCUUUCUUUUAUACAUCUGAUCACUCUGCUUUAUAUUUUCUGUCUUUCGUUCAUUCUUUUUUUCAUUCAUGUAGACUUCUUUCCUUUCUUUCAUUAUUUUUAUUCAUAUUAUUUUUCUUCACAUAUUCAAUUUCUCUUUUCUUUUUCUUUCUUUUUGGUUUAUUUAUUUUGGUUGAUUUUUUUACUCGUUCUUUUUUUCUCUUUAUAUUUUAUUCUUUCUUUAUUCUCUGAUUUGCUUCUUUCUUUUUUUUUCUCUCUUUUUUUUUCUUUUUACUUCAUUUAUCUGUGA
Acanthosepion pharaonis is the source of this 651-nucleotide messenger RNA. The record is from the annotation of a GenBank genome assembly. Lineage: Eukaryota; Metazoa; Mollusca; Cephalopoda; Sepiida; Sepiidae.